AUGACACCUCCCUCUGGAAUGCAUGGUGCGCCUUCGGUAAGUAGAAGAAUGCUGCGACUUCCACUUCACUUAAACGUUGUUGCCGCGGCUAUUAUUGUGGAGAAGAAGACCGGUUUGAAUAGAUUCGCUGGAGUUCGCUGGAAUUCAUUGGAGAUUACUGUACGUAAAGCAGUUGAAACGAUUGUUGACAAUUCUGACGUUGCAAGUAUCAUUACAAUUAUAGACGUUGACAAGUAUAAAGAAAGCCGAAAACACAGUUUGUGUACUUUAUCACAGGAAUCGAAUAGUCAAGAAGAAGACAUAGGUAUGAAUAGCAUGAGCGAAAAUAACGAUGGCCAUUCAUUUGGUGAAGAGAUAUUAGGAAGCAUACCGCAUGAAGCCAAGUGCAACAACAACGCUAUUCAAUCAAGGAAAUUAAUUGAUGCAUAUGGUCCCACGUACCGCGACGCCAUGAACUUACCAAUAAGUUCUUGA
Messenger RNA from Zychaea mexicana, 474 nucleotides. RefSeq lists its product as uncharacterized. The transcript is spliced from 5 exons. The record is from RefSeq and is a predicted model, not a curated record. The coding region runs from base 1 to 474 and encodes 157 amino acids. Lineage: Eukaryota; Fungi; Mucoromycota; Mucoromycetes; Mucorales; Lichtheimiaceae.